AUGGCCUGUGAAGAAAACCUUGUGGAUCUGGAAUAUGCAGACGAGAUCAUUCUCGUCUUCGAAGAAGAGAAGGCGCAGCCGACGAAAGGGUCUUCCGUUCAUUCUGCGCCAUCGAAACGUUUUGGCUCAAUGUUGGUAAACAAUGGGAAGGCGCUGUAUGUAUUUGGCGGAGCUACUCAUAUGCGGACCACUUUUAAUGACCUGUGGGUUUUUGACCUGGCUUUUUUGCAAUGGAAACGUGUGUUGGGAGAUGCGACAACCGACCCUCCACCAGUCUGCGUCGGACAGUCGGGCUGUUUCUUACCGGGGGGCUCCGUUGACGAACCUAGUCUUUUAGUCCUUUUCGGCGGAAUUUCACUCUCCCAAGGCACAUGUAUCAACGACUUGUGCAUCUUCGCUCCAACACGUGGCCAGUGGCUCGCAGUCAGUGAAGCAGACCAAACUACUUCAGGCGUUGUAUUGUCGGCAUGGCCCCCAGGCCGAUGGGGUCACUCGGUGUGUGCUUUGGACGCUCACCGAAUGUUGGUGUUGUUCGGUAACUCAGAGUCACCAGCAUCUCCGUCUUUCGAACCUCCGAUUCGCCGACAAAGACUACCUUCGGCAGAGCGACAGCAGCAGGAAGAAUCGAUGAGGAGGUAUCGUGGCGAUCCAGUAGCUGAUUUAUGGAUAUUAACAAGAUGUGGUCUACAACCUGGCGAAGAUUGGUCCACGACAACCUGGUUUUGGACCAAAGUUAGCUGUUCUACAUCUGUUCCCAGUUGUCCGCCAAUCGACUUCGAGCACGCGACCAUCCUCAACUUGCCUUACAGGGAUUCUGACGCGGACGACACCUAUCCCACUUUUGAGGACCUCGCUCUGAAUGGAAUUCAAGCCCAAGUUCGGGAGGACGAUGCAUCUGCCACCACCAAGGUCAUUAGUUUUACGGUGGUGUGUGUCAGUCAACCAACUGAGCAGCUGUUAGAAGAAGCAGCUAGACAACGUCGAAGUUGGCAAAGACAGAAAGCAUGCACCAGUCUUUUCUCACGACCCUGCCCCCCACGUUCACCAUCUGGAUUGUCACCCGUUUGCGAUAAUCUUAGUCCCGACCCAAGUACCACUCAAGGUUGUGAUCGUCGUGGCGACCCUUUCUAUUCUUCCUCUUCAGGAUCUUCCCCAAAUUCAGAACCACCCGUUCCUCAGGCGGAUUGUUCGUCGACCGCGACAAAAACCUACCGGACAAUCGUCAAAACUGAGUCGUCCAGCUGCUUUGGUUAUUUGGCGGCACCUGACCUCGUGCUCCCUUCGAGUAGCACGGUACCUGACCGCGUGAUCCCCACUGCGCCGCUGCAGAGACGUCGCAAGAUAUGGCUGCGAACCGAUGGCGAUCUUGUUGUCAAUUUCUAUCCGGAUUGCCUGAUGAACCAGAAAGUGCAAAAGCCAGGCCCUCGCCGUUCUGCCGACAAGCGAGCCAAACAGUUGGAGGCGUUGGCCAUUCAGGAACGUCGUCUAUUUGGCUCUCGAACAAAGCCUUCCGCUGAUGCUCAGACGGUAACCAAUGGCCCAGAUAGCACGAGCUCACUCACCACAAACGAACAAAUGUUCCCUUCUAACCCGAUCGCACUGUAUAGUUUGGAACUUCGUGUUUGUCAAAGACAAGACUCAUCUGUGCCCACUACAGGUGCACCGCAUCAGGUUUUCGCUUCCGGCCGUUGGCUGUCAACGCAACAGCCGAACUAUGUGGACUUGCUCUUUGGCCCGCAAGAAUGUCGUGGCUACUCUUGUACAUUUGCCCAUGGCUGUGUAUUCCUCUUCGGUGGUCUUUGUUCUUCAGACGAGCUGUACACAACGAACGAGGCUUCCGCACACCAACAACAGCAACAGUUGGCAAAUAUUGGCUAUCCACUUGAGGUUCCGAACAGGCUUGUUGAAUCUAACGAGUCAUCUCGCUCCUUGUACGGACAGCCUGGCGGAUCGCCCGUUCAGCCUACUCGGAUAUCACAGUUUUUCAUCCUACAACCACGUUCUCUGGUAGGAACGAUAAUCUGACUUGCCUUGUUUCGAAUUCUUCCGCAGUAACAACACCGGCUUCUUUUGCUCUCGCAAUUAUUAUCCCGUACAACUCAUCCGUUUUCUUCCUCUUCACGGUUGUGUGAAGAAUGGUUUGUCCCAAAAACUCUGCUUGUUCAGGGGUUCGUAAACGUAGUGUAAAUAAACGCA
This is a messenger RNA of Opisthorchis viverrini, 2196 nucleotides long. RefSeq lists its product as hypothetical. The record is from RefSeq and is a predicted model, not a curated record. Gene Ontology annotation, molecular function: protein binding. Bases 1 to 2025 code for a protein of 674 amino acids. Lineage: Eukaryota; Metazoa; Platyhelminthes; Trematoda; Opisthorchiida; Opisthorchiidae. The transcript is spliced from 6 exons.